Molecule: messenger RNA, 792 nt
Organism: Closterium sp. NIES-67
Lineage: Eukaryota; Viridiplantae; Streptophyta; Zygnematophyceae; Desmidiales; Closteriaceae
Source: the annotation of a GenBank genome assembly
CCAUCUGGCUACCUUUUUUUUGCUGCAGGCUGCUCACUUUACCGUUUCCUCUAUUCUGUCGUUCCCACGAGCACGGCCAGUUCAGUCUCCACAGCAACCUUACCUCCUAUCGCAUACCCUCCUGCCAUAAUGGCUUCUACUGCUCUUCAAACAGCAGCCUCCGUGGCGUCUCCCUGCCUAUCUUACAAGGCGGGGUCCAAGUCACAAGCAGCUCGUUCAUCACUACCAGCUCUCCCACUCAGGAGCCUGUCCUCCCUCUCCCAGUCCUCCGCCUUCCACCAAGCCUGCGCCCGAGCCUCGGCCUCCCGAGCCAGCAGCCUCGGCGUCAGCCGCAGGGGAGGCGUGGUGGUGCGCGCCAUGGCGUCUGACGGCGGGUCCGGCGGCGCCGGCGGCGGAGUGGACAUCUGGAUCGGGCGGUUGGCGAUGAUGGGCUUCGUGGGCGCGGUGGUGAUGGAGGUGGUCACCGGCAAGGGAUUGCUCGAGCUGAUUGGAGUGCCCACACCUCUGCCCGCCCUGGCUCUUGUUAUCGUGGCUGCAACUGGUGCUUUCACUGCCUUCGGCGUCUUCCGCUCCUCCCAAGACUAAAACUCUUGCCUGACCUAUGGAUGGAAAAGUGAUGCCUCUUGUAAAUGUGGCACGGUGUGGUCUGGAAUGCGUUUUUGUACAAUGUGGCGUCUGAUUGCCAGGGUACAUACAACCUGGAAGUGCCUGUUAAUUACUAGAUCACUCUUUCCUGUACUGUGGGCGCCGGUGGCACUAAAACGCCAAUUGGAACAAAUGUUGAGUUGAAUG